GACUGUACAGUUUCUUGUCCGGUUUGCUGUUCCAUCCAGGAAGGGAGGAAGACUCCACACCCUCUUCAGGAUGGCCUGUCUGCUUGGAGGCAGCAGCCCAGUCCUUCUCCUCUGCGUUCCGCUCUUGGCCAGCGCCAAUUUGAUCCAGUUUGGCCACAUCAUCGAGCACUUGACCGGAAGACGCCCCCUGAUUUACAACGGCUACGGCUGCUACUGCGGGCUGGGCGGUUCCCGGCAGCCGGUGGAUGCCACCGAUUGGUGUUGCCAAGUUCAUGACUGCUGCUAUCAGGCCCUGUCGCAGCGCCACUGCAAACCCAAAAUGGAAAAAUAUUUCUACUCCAUCAGGAAAGACACCGUCACUUGUGGUGGGGAGACCGAGUGCCGGAGGGAAACCUGCGAGUGUGACAAAGCCGCAGCCCUCUGCUUCCGCCACUCGAAGUUUCAAGGCCAGUACAUCCGCUACCGCAACCGCCUGUGCGAAGGACCCACACCGCCUUGCCAGGGGGUCUGCCCCCGCUGGGCCCCCACGAAGGGGGGCUGA
Protobothrops mucrosquamatus (brown spotted pit viper) is the source of this 541-nucleotide messenger RNA. Its product is annotated as group IIE secretory phospholipase A2-like. Gene Ontology annotation, biological process: negative regulation of T cell proliferation; phospholipid metabolic process; arachidonate secretion. Gene Ontology annotation, molecular function: phospholipid binding; calcium ion binding. The coding region runs from base 71 to 541 and encodes 156 amino acids. The transcript is spliced from 4 exons. Lineage: Eukaryota; Metazoa; Chordata; Lepidosauria; Squamata; Viperidae. The record is from RefSeq and is a predicted model, not a curated record.